This is a messenger RNA of Drosophila serrata, 1046 nucleotides long. RefSeq lists its product as uncharacterized. The record is from RefSeq and is a predicted model, not a curated record. Lineage: Eukaryota; Metazoa; Arthropoda; Insecta; Diptera; Drosophilidae.
UUCAACGUCAGGCAAUCGAAACAAAAAUGUCGCGAGCUAGCGGUACACCCAUUAAUUUAUACGAUGAACGCGAGGUGAUGGAGGAAUUUAUCAGCUGUUAUCGCCAUUUUACCGCCUUGUGGGACAGCAGCAGCGAGGAUUAUUUAUCGAAGCAGAAAAAGGAGCCCGGUUAUCGGGAACUUUUAAAUAUCCUGCAAAGGAUCAAUGGCGAUGCCACCGUGAAUGAUGUAAAGCGAAAGAUAAACUCAUUACGUUGCUGCUAUCGACGUCAAAUCAAAAAGGUACAGGCCUCACAAAAUGGCUAUAAGCCACGUCUUUGGUGGUAUCACCUUAUGGACUUCCUCAAUCCCGUUCUUAACAUACAAUCACCGUUGCGAAUGAAAUCGGACAGUUUGGAUGAUAGUCUCGAUGAGACCAGCAUUAAUGACGACGAUAUAUUUGCAGAAACCUUUAACAAGGAGGAGGAUGUCCUUGGUGGCAUGGAACCCGGAAGUGAAGGUGAGGCGGAACCUGAACCAUAUCUCGAUACCGAGGCCGAUGCAGAUCCUGAUCUUGCAACCGAACCAAUAAUAUCUGGACGCCAUAGGACAGAUGCCAAGGGAAUUACUAAUGAUUUCCAUGACUCGACCAGCAAUCGAUCCCGUUCUGGGUCAAGGGAAGGACAUGACCUGGAUAAAUCUUCACGAUCCAAUAUGCGACGUGUUCGUACCCGUCGUCGGAGUAGCAAUAAUGCCAGCGAUUAUGAGGAAAGCAGCAGGAAGCCGCAGGGAAAACGACAACGGAUCAAGGAGGAUCCUUCACCGGACAGAAAUCGGGAUCGAGUUAUCGAUAGGGAUAGCGAUAGCGAAUGUGAGUUAAUCGGUAAGCGGAUGGCCGCCCAUUUCCGGAAUAUGCGAACGGAUCAACGUCUAUUUGCCGAACGGAUAAUCAGCGAAGUUCUUGUCUUUGGUCGAAUGAAUCGUCUAUCUUUUGACUCGCAAUUUAUUCCAAAUCGUAAAGAGGAUUAACUUAAGUAUACAGACUAUAAAAAAGGAAACAAUUAAAAA